Messenger RNA from Pedinophyceae sp. YPF-701, 1275 nucleotides. NCBI's taxonomy places the organism in Eukaryota, Viridiplantae, Chlorophyta, Pedinophyceae. The record is from the annotation of a GenBank genome assembly.
AUGGGCGGAUCGCGCCCCCGCGGCGGAGCAGAUACCGCCUCGGACUCACAUUCGUGGCCGGGCACCGCACCGCGGCCAGCGAGCUCUCGCAGUGAGGGAAGCAAGAGGGCCGUCAUGUCCGCGGAAAUCAGCUUCAUGGGCGUGCCGCCAGCCGCGAACGUGCCUGGCUACACCGGGCAUGUUCCUGCGAUGCGCAACCACGUCCACGGCCAGACCUACGCCAACGCCACCAUUCACGCGGCGCUAGCCGCGGACGUGCAGAAGGCCGGGAACAACCCUUCGGGCAUGCACGAGCUCGUCGACAAGCGCCCCCAAGGCCGCGACUUCCUGUACGCGCAGACCGUCACCAAGGGGACGAUGAUGGAUUCCCUCGGCAAGGUGUCCACGGGGGAGCCGCUGACCUACACGCUGCCCUGCAAGGACAGCGUUUCGCUGCCGGAGCUCUCGUUCCAGCACCGCGCGAUAGGCCUCGGCAAGCGCGUGCCCGCCGAGAAGAUCCCCCCGGAGGUCAUCGCCGGCAAGGGCCGCGUCCCGGGCUUCACGGGCCACCUGCAUGCCGGCGCACACAUGUUCGGCACGCCGUACGGCCGCGCCAGCAAGGAGCUCGAGGGCGGGUUCGCGGACACGCUCGGGACGUCGAACAAGCUCAUGCGGUGGCACGAGGAUCGUCCGCAGGGCCAGCUCCUGCAGGGGGAGGGCCUGCGCAUCCCCGGGUACACAGGGCACAUCCCCAGCAAGGACCCGCACAUCUACGGCAAGACGUAUGGAACGUCGACGGUGCUGGCGCUGCGCGCUCGGGACGCGCAGCAGCUGGGCGAGCCCGCGACGGCGCUGCCCGAGCUGGUCGAUUCGCGUCCGCAGGGCAACAUUGACCUGUUCAGUCAGAACUUGCCGCCGGAGAUCGCGCGGACGUCGCUGACGCUGCCGAGGAAGAAGGUCCUGGGCAUCGGACACGACGACGGCCCGCGCGGGGAGCGCGGCAUGGGCGUUGCGGUGGUGAACGAGCGCGACACCGACCACGGGUCGACAUUCCGCCGCAAGACGCACUUGGACUUCCCGGAGAUCGGCGAGGUGAACAAGGGGCGGCACUGCCUGCCCGGGUACACGGGGCACGUGCCGGGGGAGCAGCACGUGUACGGGACGACGUACGGGCUCAUGACGGGCAACAUUCUCAAGAGGGGGCACCUGCCCAAGCAGCCUCGGUCGCUGGUGAAGUUCGAGGACUUCCGCCCGCAGAGGACUGCGAACUGGCGCGAAUCCGAGAAGCUCUGGUGA